Messenger RNA from Acytostelium subglobosum LB1, 1188 nucleotides. RefSeq lists its product as hypothetical. Bases 1 to 1188 code for a protein of 395 amino acids. Lineage: Eukaryota; Evosea; Eumycetozoa; Acytosteliales; Acytosteliaceae. The transcript has 5 exons. Gene Ontology annotation, molecular function: protein binding. The record is from RefSeq and is a predicted model, not a curated record.
AUGAGCAACAAUAACAAUAAUAACAACAGCAAUAGACAACAACAACAACAACAACCUGCUGCUGGAGCAAACAUUGUAAACACACCAUUGUUCAGGAACUACUUGAAGGGACUGAAGGAAUGGCAAUCAGACAUUAAUGUUGCAGAUCGUCAGAUGUCUGAAGCGGCAGCACUGUCCAAGCGUAACUCUGUUGAGGAUGCUGCAGUCUCUGCAGCUACAUCAAAGGGAUCGACCACCAACAGCAACAACAAUGUACAACCAAACGUAUCGAGACUGUUUGAUAGCGGUGCAGAGUCGAUCCGAUACAAAGAACUUGGUAAUGAACAGUUCAAGUUGGGCAAGUACAAGGAAGCAACAGAGUACUACACAUUGGCAAUUCAACUAGACUCUACAAAUGCCGUACUCUAUUCAAACAGAGCAAUGUCAUAUCUAAAGCUCAAGAAACGUGCACAGGGACACAAAGAGCUGAAACGAUAUCAAGAGGCAUUGGCAGACUUUACAUACUUGUUUAACAAGGACCCAAAGAACAAAGAGGCAGAGACGGAGAUUGCCAAUCUAAAGAAGCUGAUACAGCAACAGCCUACAGCAGCAUCAGUUCUGAAUAGCAAGGAUCAACAUACACUGACACAGCAACCAGGGCCAAAGCCAGCAGCAACACUGCCCAUCAAUCCCACACCGACUACUGCUCCUAGUACGGCAAAGGUAUCAUUGGUACAGGAGCAGAGCAACAACAACAACAACAACAAUGACAGGAUGGAAGUUGAUAGCAACACUGCUAUCACCGCAAAGCCAAGUCCAACCCCAGCUAAACCGGUUGCCGCAGCAACCUCAUUGCAAGAAAGAUUGGCCAGACUGGCCAACAUGAAGCCACCACUUCCCAAGCAGCCUCCCAGAAACAGCUUCGAGUUUGAGAAGUUCUACAACUCCAUCCAAGGGGAUAAUACCUUAUUCUAUAAUUACUUUAAGUUCAAUCAUCAGCAUUCUGGAAAGUCAUUAUAUAACGAACUGGAACUAGUUGCACAGAUAUUGGAUCAAAUGUCAAAGAUGAAUAGACUUAGUAUUAAUGUACAAUCAUUGUCAACAUCAGAGAAGCAAUCAUUAAGUAACAUCAUCCAGACACUGACAACAACAAUCACACCUGAGCGAGUUGAACACUUGAGGGCUAUCCUUCCUUCCUCAAUAACAUAA